CAGGACUCCGCCAGUGUGAGCGAGACCCUCUCCUGGCGCAUUACUCAGCAAGGGGCUCCUCUGGCAAAGGACACCGGUACUCUCUGUUGUUUUGACCUUUUUUCUUCUUCUCGCUUCCUCCCUCCUUUCUCUUACAACGGAUAGAGAGAGAGAGAGAGGACAGAGAAGAGAAUACAAUUUGUUUCUCAUUACGUAUAGAAAUCGAGAAGUAUACAGGCAUUGUAAUACGAAACAUUUAUCUAAAAAAAAGACACGGAAAUCUGUGGAAGUGGAAGUAAAAAAGAUAAACGAUAAAUGAAUAUAUAGAUAAACGAGGAACAGCAGAGAAUGAGGAAAAACUAAAACAAGAUACGCAAAUACGAGAAGAAACCAGAGACGAGAGAAACAUACAAAGAUGGGAGCCUCACGUUAUCAUUUUCACAAGGCAGUGCCAGCCAGGGUAUCUCUAGCAUUCAUGACAGCAGCUGGUGUGAUGGUUUUGUACAUGCUGAGGAUCAAUCUCUCCGUUGCAAUCGUUGCUAUGGUUGAUACCCCGAUUGCAAAGGGGGGAGGGAACAGCUCCGGACCACCAAGGGCUUUUUGUUUGAGGAAUGAACCGCUUGCUUGGGUGAACCACACGCGUGAAGAGCAAGGAACGACUGACGACCCGACGGCUGCAGAGAGUUAUGCUGACCUUCCCGUUGAUGAGCAGGCCAAGGACCGCAUCGCACUGACGGGGACACAAAAGGGCCUCAUCCUGGGCGCUUUCUUCUAUGGUUACAUCUUCACUAAUAUUCCAGGUGGUCGUUUGGCAGAGGUCUACGGAACAAAACGAGUGUUCGGAGGCUCUAUGUUAUUGAGCAGUCUGCUGACACUUGGCACCCCUCUGGCAACCCAUCUGCACUACUCAGUUCUCAUCGUCCUAAGGAUCAUGAUAGGCCUCUGCCAGGGCGUUGUGUAUCCUGCCCUCCACGUGAUGGUAGCUCGCUGGAUCCCGCCCUUAGAACGCCCACGCUUCAUGUCCUUCACAUAUAUGGCGAACUGCGUCGGCUUGAUCCUAACUAUGCCUGCGUGUGGCUUCAUUAUCGAUGCUGUCGGAUGGCCCACGGUUUUCUACGCGAGCGGGUCGGUCUCUCUGGUCUGGGUGGUUCUCUGGUUCACUCUCAUGCACGAUUCACCCGAUCAGCACCCGAGGAUCUCACCCGAAGAGCGCCGGUACAUCCUUGAGGCCCUGGGGAAGAACGUGACUGUGAAGCCCAAGCGUACUCCCUGGCGCGGCAUAAUGACUAACCUGCCUCUGUGGUCUAUCAACAUGGCUCAUGUCGGCGCUAUGUUUGGCUUCACGCUCCUCAUGACCCAUUUGCCUUCGUACAUGAGCAGCGUCCUUGGAUUCUCCAUCAAGAGUAAUGGGCUGCUGUCGGCGCUUCCGUUCCUGACGCAGUUCCUGGGGAGUAACAUCUGCGGGAUGCUGGGCGAUUUCCUCCUGACGAGAGGCUACAUCUCCGUCCUCACAUCUCGAAAGAUAUUCACCACCGUUUCUCUGGUGUUUCCUGCGACCGUCCUCGUCGCCGUCGGGUACGUGGGCUGCAACAGCAUCGCCGCCGUGGCCAUCUUCCCCGUGGGCACUGCCUUCGCGGGGGCCAUCUGCUCGGGCUACUUGGCCAACCACCACGACCUCUCGCCCAAUUUUGCGGGUACAAUCUACGGUGUAACGAACACCAUCGCCUUCGCUGUGGGCAUGUGCGUGCCAGUGGUGGUGGGUGCCAUGACUCCUGAUCAGAGUCUGGACCAAUGGCAAGCAGUGUUUUGGGUGUCGGCUGCCAUGUACUUGGCAACGUGGCUUUUCUACGUCAUUUUCGCCUCUUCUGAUAUCCAGCCGUGGAACAGCGAAGAAGGAGAAAGAGAAAAGGGAGUAAAUGUGGUGGAGAAUAACCACGGCGAGGAAGAGCUGGAAUCUUUGAAUAAGACGAAGGACGAGGCAUAAGGAGUACCUCUAAGACGGUGUGGUCAGGUCAGGGGAGGAAAUGAAAUGCAGAGAAAUAAAUAAGUUGAUGAAUUAUUUAACGUGGAAUAGGGUUCUCACACAAUCAUUUUCCUACACAUGUACGUAUGUGUGUCUGUGUAUGUGUGUUUGAAGUACUCACACAUGCUUACACACAUAUGUGUAUUUGCGUGUGUUGCAGACGCACAUUUACAUAUCGAAUUUUGCGACAUACAAGAUGCACAAAGCAUACCUAAAAUGUAUAUUAAUUUUGAGGUUGUUUGCAUUGAAAGAUAAUGGAACUACAAGCUUGCCCUUCACCGUAUAGGAAGCAAGCUGAUUUUGCGAAACAGGUCUUUAAGGUGUGACUUAUAUGGCACAGAAUGGCGUAUGUGCAAAUAUAUGAUUCUUGUUCGCCAAAACUCGUCAAGGAAAUCGGUUCAACAUAUUGUGGAUUAUUCUCAUUAUUUCUUUAUUUCAUUUUAUUUAUAUUGUUUCUUGUAAAGGGAUAAUAAAAUUAAAAAGACGAA
Penaeus chinensis is the source of this 2490-nucleotide messenger RNA. Its product is annotated as sialin-like. Gene Ontology annotation, molecular function: transmembrane transporter activity. The record is from RefSeq and is a predicted model, not a curated record. The coding region runs from base 395 to 1963 and encodes 522 amino acids. Gene Ontology annotation, cellular component: plasma membrane. The transcript is spliced from 12 exons. Gene Ontology annotation, biological process: transmembrane transport; monoatomic anion transport. NCBI's taxonomy places the organism in Eukaryota, Metazoa, Arthropoda, Malacostraca, Decapoda, Penaeidae.